AUGAGAUCUUUAUUUCUUGAUCAACAUUCUGAUUUGAUUUCUGCUGCUAUAUUAUUAUCAAAUACGUAUGCAUCUUUGGGAUAUGAUGAACAAGUAGAAGCAAUACGAGUCAAUCGAAUAAAACGAUUUGGUAACAAUGUUAAAUUUGGAAUAUCAUGUACUGAAGUUAAUGGACAACUUGUGUGUUUUAAAGCUCAUGAUCGCUCUCGUCCUAAAUCAGCUGAAAUCUAUGCUGAACUUGAUCGUUUAUCAAAUGAGCUAAAAGAAUAUGGCCAUGAAUAUGAUUCAAGUUAG
Messenger RNA from Rotaria socialis, 294 nucleotides. The record is from the annotation of a GenBank genome assembly. Lineage: Eukaryota; Metazoa; Rotifera; Eurotatoria; Philodinida; Philodinidae.